This is a messenger RNA of Rattus rattus (black rat), 3093 nucleotides long. Its product is annotated as low-density lipoprotein receptor-related protein 1B-like. The transcript has 16 exons. Gene Ontology annotation, molecular function: protein binding. The coding region runs from base 38 to 2947 and encodes 969 amino acids. Lineage: Eukaryota; Metazoa; Chordata; Mammalia; Rodentia; Muridae. The record is from RefSeq and is a predicted model, not a curated record.
AUAUUGGUGAAGAAUUCAUCUUUCCUUUUCCAAAAUCAUGAGCCAGUCCUUCAUAGGCUACUACAAAUGUAAUGAACUAUUCUUCCACUUUACAUUUCAUGCUAGCUUUCAGUAUGUCUUUCCAGAUGAUGACUGUGGGGACCGGAGUGAUGAGGUGGGCUGUGUUCACUCUUGCCUUGAUGACCAGUUCAGAUGUGCGAGCGGCCGGUGUAUCCCAGGGCACUGGGCCUGCGAUGGUGACAAUGACUGCGGAGACUUCAGCGAUGAGACACACGUCAACUGUAGCAGAGAGGAAGCUCGUUCUCCUGUUGGCUGCAUUGGGAAUGAAUUUCAGUGCCACCCUGAUGGAAACUGCAUUCCUGAUCUGUGGCGCUGUGAUGGAGAGAAAGAUUGUGAGGAUGGGAGUGAUGAAAAGGGCUGCAACGGUACCAUUCGACUGUGUGACCACAAAACCAAGUUCUCCUGCAGGAGUACAGGGCGAUGCAUCAACAAUGCCUGGGUAUGUGAUGGAGAUGUUGACUGUGAGGAUCAGUCUGAUGAAGAAGACUGUGAUAGUUUCUUGUGUGGACCACCCAAGUACCCUUGUGCCAAUGAUACCUCUGUGUGCCUGCAGCCAGAGAAACUCUGCAAUGGGAGAAAGGACUGUCCAGAUGGGUCAGAUGAAGGCGACCUUUGUGAUGAAUGUUCUCUCAACAAUGGAGGCUGUAGCAACCACUGUUCUGUUGUACCUGGAAAAGGAAUUGUCUGUUCCUGCCCAGAAGGACAUCAGCUCAAGAAGGACAAUAGAACCUGUGAAAUCGUAGACUACUGCUCCUCCCACCUGAGGUGCAGCCAAGUGUGCGAACAGCACAAACACAUGGUCAAAUGCUCCUGCUAUGAAGGCUGGGCGUUGGAUACUGAUGGGGAAAGCUGCAUCAGUGUGGAUUCUUUUGAGGCAUUCAUCAUAUUUUCUAUACGUCAUGAAAUUCGAAGGAUUGAUCUGCAUAAAGGAGACUACAGCCUACUUGUUCCUGGACUGAGAAACACCAUAGCACUUGAUUUUCACUUCAAUCAAAGUUUACUUUAUUGGACAGAUGUUGUGGAAGACAGAAUAUACAGGGGCAAGCUGUCAGAGAGUGGAGGUGUCAGUGCCAUAGAAGUGGUUGUGGAACAUGGCUUGGCAACCCCAGAAGGCCUGACAGUUGACUGGAUAGCAGGCAACAUAUAUUGGAUAGACAGCAAUCUGGACCAAAUUGAAGUGUCUAAACUUGAUGGUUCUCUGAGGGCUACACUAGUAGCAGGAGCCAUGGAACAUCCCAGGGCCAUAGCACUGGAUCCACGAUAUGGAAUUCUUUUCUGGACAGACUGGGAUGCCAAUUUCCCUCGCAUUGAAUCUGCCUCCAUGAGUGGUGCUGGAAGAAAAACCAUCUAUAAAGAUAUGAAAACUGGGGCAUGGCCUAAUGGACUGACCGUGGACCACUUUGAAAGAAGAAUAGUCUGGACAGAUGCCAGGUCAGAUGCUAUUUAUUCAGCCUUCUAUGAUGGAACAAACAUGAUCGAAAUUAUCCGAGGACACGAAUACCUGUCACAUCCCUUUGCUGUGUCUUUGUAUGGGAGUGAGGUAUACUGGACCGAUUGGAGGACCAACACACUGGCCAAAGCCAACAAGUGGACAGGGCAGAAUGUCAGUGUGAUUCAGAAGACCAGCGCACAGCCAUUCGACCUUCAGAUUUACCAUCCCAGUAGACAGCCACAAGCUCCCAAUCCUUGUGCAGCCAAUGAAGGGAGAGGCCCCUGCUCUCACCUGUGUCUCAUCAAUCAUAACAGGAGCGCAGCCUGUGCCUGCCCCCACCUAAUGAAGCUCUCCUCUGACAAGAAAACCUGCUAUGAAAUGAAAAAAUUUCUUCUUUAUGCAAGACGUUCUGAGAUCCGAGGGGUGGACAUCGACAAUCCAUAUGUGAACUUCAUCACAGCCUUCACUGUCCCCGAUAUCGAUGACGUUGCUGUAAUAGACUUCGAUGCCUCUGAAGAACGUUUGUACUGGACAGACAUCAAGACACAAACCAUUACACGGGCUUUCAUUAAUGGGACAGGGCUAGAGACAGUUAUUUCAAGAGAUAUUCAGAGUAUCAGGGGGUUAGCAGUGGACUGGGUUUCACGUAAUUUAUACUGGAUUAGCUCAGAAUUCGAUGAAACCCAAAUUAAUGUGGCAAGAUUAGACGGCUCUUUGAAAACCUCAAUUAUCCACGGCAUCGAUAAGCCACAGUGUCUGGCAGCCCACCCAGUGAGAGGGAAACUCUACUGGACAGAUGGGAACACGAUAAACAUGGCCAAUAUGGAUGGCAGUAACAGCAAGAUUCUCUUUCAGAACCAAAAGGAACCAGUUGGUCUAUCGAUAGACUAUGUGGAAAAUAAGCUUUAUUGGAUCAGUUCUGGAAAUGGAACCAUAAACCGAUGCAACCUAGAUGGUGGUAAUUUAGAAGUAAUAGAGUCAAUGAAGGAAGAAUUAACAAAAGCGACGGCCUUAACCAUCAUGGAUAAGAAACUCUGGUGGGCAGACCAAAACUUAGCUCAACUGGGAACUUGUAACAAAAGAGAUGGAAGAAAUCCUAGCAUCCUGAGAAAUAAGACUUCUGGAGUUGUUCACAUGAAAGUGUAUGACAAAGAAGCACAACAAGGCAGCAAUUCUUGCCAAGUAAAUAAUGGUGGGUGCUCUCAGCUUUGCUUACCAACAUCUGAAACAACCAGGACUUGCAUGUGUACAGUGGGAUAUUAUCUCCAGAAGAACCGCAUGUCAUGCCAAGGUAUAGAAUCUUUUCUUAUGUACUCUGUCCAUGAAGGGAUCCGGGGGAUCUCUCUUGAGCCACGUGACAAAGUGGAUGCUCUGAUGCCUAUAUCAGGAGCUGCCUUUGCUGUGGGGAUAGACUUCCAUGCGGGUAAGUACAUGUCAUUAGUAGUUCACGUAUAAUACUCUCUUGAUUCAGGAAACAUGAUGGCAAUAUAACUUUCAAUCUGUACUUGGAAGGUCAGGUUGACAAAGAAUUGAAUAUAAAUUAUUCAGCCUAUUGCUAAUUGUUCUAAUUACAUUCUGUCCGCUGAAAACACAUAAUUAAA